Cydia amplana is the source of this 912-nucleotide messenger RNA. RefSeq lists its product as uncharacterized. Gene Ontology annotation, biological process: regulation of tube size, open tracheal system; septate junction assembly. The coding region runs from base 168 to 899 and encodes 243 amino acids. The record is from RefSeq and is a predicted model, not a curated record. Lineage: Eukaryota; Metazoa; Arthropoda; Insecta; Lepidoptera; Tortricidae. The transcript is spliced from 5 exons. Gene Ontology annotation, cellular component: membrane; septate junction.
UUCCACAUUGUUUAGUUUGUCUGUGGUACAAUUUGGAAGUUCAAAAUAUCGUUUACAGUAGAUGCUUUGUACUACAAAUUGAUUUUCCUGCCUGCUGUAGUCGCUGUACAAUAUAAUGUAUUAAUAAAUAUAAUUUUAAGAGUUACUGUGAAGACAAAACUUUCAAUAUGACCGUCGACAACGAAUAUCCAAAGGCGUCGAAUGCCACCCUAAUUGGGGCAACAAUCAGUUAUGUUGCCGGCUUGUUCCUGCUGUUCUCGUUUGCGAGCCCGUAUUGGAUUGAGUCAUAUCCGGAGAUGUUUGAUUCCUUCAAGCGAAUGGGCUUGUGGGAGUAUUGUUUUGAUCGCUUCCGUCUGCCACAGUACCAACUGGACAAACUCUUCAUGGGCUGUCACUACAUUUUUAGCCAGGAGUACUAUGUGAUCCGUGAGUACCUGCUGCCCAGCUGGCUCAUGGCCGUGCAAGCAUUUGUCACAUUGGCACUCAUAUUCUCACUCAGCGCACAAGUCCUACUGGCCUGUGUCAUUGUGCGCUGGCCUCUACGCACAGUGCUACAAUAUGAAUGGAUUUUUGUCUCACUCUCAUUUCUCUUUAUUGCUGCAUCAAGUGUGUUCUUGUUCUUGGCAGUAUCAGUGUUUGGAGGAAACUGUUACCGCCGGGACUGGCUGAUGUACCCCUCAUUCCAUGUUGUCUCAUGGUCAUAUGCCUUUGCUGUAGUUGCACUUGUAUUUUUCGGCGUGGCGGCGGUUCUGCUGUACAUGGAGUCGAAAAAGCUGUACGAGCUGCGACUGGAGGCGCGCAACCUCGUGGCGCAGAUGCAGCACAGCCAGCCCGAGCACGCGCUGCACCAGCUGCGCGACCAGCUGCAGCACCAGCGACAGAUCGGCUGGAAUAACUAGCUCUGCAUGUGAA